AACAGAAAACAUCACCAGCACAUCACACACAACACUGUUGCCAAACUUAUUAACAAAUCCGAAAAGACUGGAAGUGUUUUGGACCAACUGAGAAGUCAAGAACUGAGAACAUCCACUAAUGAUGGCACAACCGACGUGGUGCUGACAUACAUAGUCCCUGUGUGUGGUGCUGACAUACAUAGUCCCUGUGUGUGGUGCUGACAUACAUAGUCCCUGUGUGUGGAGCUGACAUACAUAGUCCCUGUGUGUGGAGCUGACAUACAUAGUCCCUGUGUGUGGUGCUGACAUACAUAGUCCCUGUGUGUGGAGCUGACAUACAUAGUCCCUGUGUGUGGAGCUGACAUACAUAGUCCCUGUGUGUAAAGACUUUUUGGAGACCCUCUAUUCUAUUCUAUUCUAUUCUAUUCUAUUCUAUUCUAUUCUAUUCGCUUCAGCACCAAGGAGAGCGACUAGUGAGCUCACUGAAAACAGGAGAGACGGUACAGGAAUGAAAUAUCGCGAUUACUGAGCAGCUCUGCUCGUUGGUCGAAUCUCUUCAGCAUCAUCAUCAUCAUCAUCAUCGUCCCUACAUCUGAGGCGGAACGGAAGCUAGGCGACACACGGCGUGUAGGAGGAUCGUGACGUGAUUGUUGUAUUUUAAAUCUCAAAUCCGUAAUCAGAUGAAAAGAAACCAGACAGCUGACGAAAAGAGUCUCUGCUGUGAAUGUGAAGUCACCUUGAAUGGAAAGUUGUUUAUCAGAGUCGACGGAUCAGCGUGCUUGGUUAGCCUGAGGACCGAGGUUACAGAAUAUUGAAUUCUGACGUCAGGAAUCUAAAAAAGAAUCUUCAUGGCAGCCUUAGAAAACAAUUUCCCACCUCUCCCCCGUUUCAUUCCCCUGAAGCCAUGCUUCUACCAAGACUUCAACGAGAUCCCAGAGCAGCGCCGCACCAUGUGCAAACGCCUGUACUAUCUCUGGAUUUUGAACAGUGCUACAUUGGCGGUGAAUCUGAUUGGCUGUCUGGCAUGGAUGUGCGGUGGGGGCGGGGCCACUAACUUUGGAAUGGCUAUAUUGUGGCUUAUUCUCUUCACCCCUUGCUCUUAUGUGUGCUGGUUCCGGCCCAUCUACAAAGCCUUUAAGACUGACAGCUCUUUCAACUUCAUGGCAUUUUUCUUCGUAUUCAUGGCUCAAGUCGUGAUCAGUAUUAUCCAGACAGUGGGCAUCCCAGGCUGGGGAGUUUGUGGGUGGCUGGCCACCAUCACAUUCUUCAGCACUAAUAUUGGCUCUGCUGUGGUCAUGCUGAUUCCCACUAUUAUGUUCACAGCUGUCGCUGUGCUAUCUUUCAUCGCCCUUACCAAGGUCCAUAACUUCUACCGUGGCAGUGGAGGGAGCAUGAGCAAGGCCCAGGAGGAAUGGGCAACAGGUGCUUGGAAAAACCCCCAUGUACAACAAGCAGCCCAGCAGGCAGCUAUGGGUGCAGCCCAGGGGGCAAUGCAGGGCCAACAGUACUCGGCCCCUCCUACCUACAACUAUAAUGACCCUAUGUAAUGUGUAUUUUUUAGGAAAACAGUUAGGAGUGUUAGGCCUGUUUUAUACUUGACACGUGACUAUGCUUGUGUAUGCAGACUCAGCCGCAAUGUGAGGGAACAAACAACAUCCACAUCACGUCAGAUGGCAUGUCAGUGCCAAAACAUCCCUGUCCAUCAGGUUUCCAUGUUGUAUGCAAAACAGACUUUUCUUUUUCCUGUACUAGGGAAAUUGAUUAGUGGUAAUGCACAAAAACUGUCUAGAAUAGUACCUAGAGUAAGUGUGCAAUUUGAGGCUCAACUAUAGUUUGUUCAGACUGUGGCAGAUAUUAUGUCACAUUGCACUAUACUGCCUACACUAUUUAGGUUGGGCACUGAACACUUGCCUGCUUCAACAAUCACUGUACCACAUGCCCACAAACAUGCACAAUCGACACGCCAAAUAAACGCAGGAUAUGUGUGGAUGCCAUCUUCCAUACGCAUGUGCAUAGUUAAAAGCAAGUAUAAACCUGGCCUUACAAGGGUAUUAGGGAGGGAGAAGGGGGGUUAACAAAAAGAAUUAGAGUAAAUAACUGACCAAUUUCAUUUUAAACAACAAUACAAUAAUGCAUAAAAAAUUGCCUCAGUUGUUGUGUAUGGUAGUGUAAAGUAUUGUUUUUGUUCUCAAGAGUAGGGUUUCUCAACUCAUACCCCAGAGGCCCACUGCCCUGCAGUUUCAUGUUCCUUUCUCCUAACACACCUGAUUCAACUCAGAAACUAAUUAUCAACCCUUCUGCAGGUUGAAUCUAGAAUGUUUGGGAGUAGGGAAAGCUUGAAAUUGAGACUCUGGACCUCCAGGACAGGAGUUGAGAUGUGCUACACUAGACCCUACCAGUAAUAGAUUAUGUCUUUGUGGUAUCAAGACAUUUGUAAUGGCUGUGUUCUAUUCCCCCCAAAAGUAUGAUUCAACUGAGGAAACAUUCCAUUGUGUUUAUGUAGUAUUAGAGCCCUUGAUGAGCCAUCUGUAUCUUUGUAUUUCUAUAUGGUUAUUUGACAUUAAAUCAGCUAAAGGCUAACACUAGAAGUAAUAAUUGUAAAGCAGUUACAAUGAUUUAUGUGAAAUAACUUAGUAAUAAAUACAGCAAGUGACACAGUUCCUCAGUCUUUAUCUAGCAUCAUAAUUUGCCUUUUACUAGAUCUUAACAAUUUGUCUUGUUUUUUAAUUACCUCAUUCUAGUUUGUCUGCAAGGACACAAAUAGCCAUACACUUAUACGCUUACUUUUGAUUGAUUGGUUUUGUAAUUGUAUAGAGUGCGGAAAUGUGUUUAAUAUUUUCUGAUUUAUUUUAUCAAAUUUUACAGUUUGGCUGUGCUGAUAUUUCUUUGUACCUCAUAUAGGAUUCAAAUAGUUCUGUUUAUAGGUGAAAGGUCAACCUAAGGAAACUUUUGAUAAAUUUUAGUCAAGAGCUGCAUUUACAAAAACAUGCUGGCUUUAAAAUGGUCUUUGGUUAUGUCUUAGAAGAACUGAAGUGUAUCCUAAAAUCUUUACAUAAACUGGACUUCAGUGCCUGCAUCAAGAAUCACUGAGCCAGGAAAUACUGAUUUGUUAUAAAUCACUUCAGGCCUAAUCUGAUUUAAUGUUGUCUUUGCCAUUAUUGCAGUGAAAUAUUGAAUUACUUCAGCUUUAAUAUAUAAUAAUUAAUUCCAAAUUGGGGAAUAAAUCAUUCUGUCCAUUUUGGUGAAGGAAUACAGUGUAUUGACAUAUUUUGUUGAGACAUUUAUUGAGGAAAAGCAGGAGUUAAAUGCCUGCAGGAAAAGCACACUAAUCUCUGUUUGAAUUACACAGGAAUUAUUACUAGUGUGAAUCCAUUAAAACACAGAAUUUUGUUACUUCCAAAUAGGAAUAGGGAUUUUUACCAUAAUACUUAAUUUUGUGUAAAUAUUUGCUGUGAUAUAGUGACUAGUACUUGUUGUGAAAAAUUCUCAUAUUACAUGGUUUUGAAUAUAUGUAAAUCCUUGAAUCCUUGUCAGCUGAUAAGGCUGUUAUAUCUCAAUACAUGUAAUUUGUGUAAUUAAUACAGGACAGACUAUUGUUACAGAUAUAUGUUUAUAGUGACACUUGAACUUAUCCAUAGUCUGAAUGAGUUAGUGGGAUGUGGUUAGGUUUUAAGCUACAGAACUAAACAGUCCUUAUAUACUCUUAAGUAUGCUUAAAUUAAACCAAUAUAAGAAAACGAAUAAGUAAAUAGAUUGAGAUUACACCAUACAUGUAAAGUUUAUGAACUAUGUAAUCAAAGUGUCUUAAACAAGGCUUGUAAGAUAGCACCUCAUCCCAAGAACUGUGAAAUGGUCCAUGCUUAAGUAUCAUGUGUAUAUUAAUGUGUAUGUUUGCAGCUCUAUAAUUUGACUUCUGUAAAGACUUUUGUUUUUUAAUUAUUAUUAUCUUUUAGCAAGUGCGUGAGGCUUUAAUGUUCAGUGUAUCGUAGCUGUUUCACAGGUAUUGUCUUGGGCCUUAGUUAACAAGGACCAUAAUAUUUAGGGCUUUAGGCAUAGUGUUGGUAGAAAUUGCCAGUUUUCUGGACUGCCCAAGAAGCCGGUACUGGAUCAGCAUAAAAAUGUAAUCUACUUCCCAGAGCGAUUUAAUUCCCUGCUGUUGUCCACAACUUUUUACUGCCCUAAAAAUGCUGACUUCCCAUUUGAAUUCCCAUUUGGUAUUUCCAGAGCAGAGUUUACCUAGAUAAAAAUAUCUGAUAACCUAAAAGUGUAAAGAGUAAUGUGAUGAAAUUAUAUUGACAUCAAGUUUUAUGUCAGAUGCACCAGCAGCAGCAAAGCCCAGUGUCUGUUGCCAACACCUACUACAGUCUAAAGCUUAUAUAGUAACACUAUUAAAAGUAGAUAAAGCCUUGUUUAUAGUGUAAAGUGAAUGAGUGGCAAUUGAUAAUAGAACUAAAAAGGUAGUUGUCUAUGUAUGGUGUGUCAUGUGGUGCUUGGUAAAUCUGUGAAUCUAAUCAAACCUUGUGCCAUGUGUAGAUAGAUGUUAUUUGUGUGUUGAUGUUGAUGUUACUGCUGUCCACCCCAACAUGGAAUGUAUUGUUGACUUCAGGGAAAGAGCUACAUAUAAAAUCCACAUUAAGGGUUUUCUUUUUCUCUUUUUUUAUUUUUGUGUUUUAUGUUGGUAUAAUAAACAUUCCUUUCUGAUAUAAA
Molecule: messenger RNA, 4686 nt
Organism: Pangasianodon hypophthalmus (striped catfish)
Lineage: Eukaryota; Metazoa; Chordata; Actinopteri; Siluriformes; Pangasiidae
Gene: scamp5a
Product: secretory carrier membrane protein 5a
Exons: 7
Coding region: 828-1526 (232 amino acids)
Biological process (GO): protein transport
Cellular component (GO): trans-Golgi network membrane; recycling endosome membrane
Source: RefSeq, a predicted model, not a curated record